Myxocyprinus asiaticus (Chinese sucker) is the source of this 1781-nucleotide messenger RNA. RefSeq names its product annexin A1a (gene anxa1a). Gene Ontology annotation, molecular function: calcium-dependent phospholipid binding; calcium ion binding; phospholipase A2 inhibitor activity. Gene Ontology annotation, biological process: regulation of interleukin-1 production; cellular response to vascular endothelial growth factor stimulus; endocrine pancreas development. Bases 95 to 1111 code for a protein of 338 amino acids. The transcript has 13 exons. Lineage: Eukaryota; Metazoa; Chordata; Actinopteri; Cypriniformes; Catostomidae. Gene Ontology annotation, cellular component: plasma membrane; cytoplasm. The record is from RefSeq and is a predicted model, not a curated record.
GUGUGGUUCUGUGAGUAUAAAUACCACGGAAGAUUUCCUCCUACUCCCUUGCUGUGUGCGUCCAGUCCUGCUGUUGAGUUGCCAAGGUGCCAACAUGUCCUUCGUCAGUGCUUUUCUCGAGCAGCUUUCCUAUCAGGGCAUGCAAGAUGUGCAGGAUAUCACAGAGGGACAGGGAACAGUGAGGCCCUUUGCUCAAUUCAGUGCUGCUGCAGAUGCAGCCGUCCUAGACAAAGCUAUCAAGGCAAAAGGUGUGGAUGAGGCCACAAUCAUUGAAGUGCUGGUCCACAGGAGUAAUGCCCAGCGCCAGCAAAUUAAGACUGCCUACCAGCAAGCCACUGGAAAGCCUCUGGAUGUAGCCCUGAAAGCUGCUCUUAACGGUGAACUGGAAGAUGUCGUUCUGGGCCUAAUGAUGCCUCCAGCUCAAUAUGGUGCCUUUCAGCUCAAACAAGCCAUGAAGGGUUUAGGCACAGAUGAGGACACACUUAUCGAGAUUUUGGCUUCCAGGACCAAUAAAGAGAUCAGGGAUAUAAAAGAGGCUUACAAACAAGACUAUAAAAAGGAUCUAGAGGCGGACAUCAAAUCUGAGACAAGUGGAGACUUCAGGAAUGCCCUUCUUUCUCUCUGCAAGGCUGCCAGGAGUGAAGAUCGAGUUGUGCAAGAUGACAUGGCUGACAAAGAUGCCAGGGCCUUGUAUGAGGCAGGAGAGAAAAGAAAAGGCACAGACAGCUCUGUGUUUAUCGACAUCCUCACUACAAGGAGCGCUCCUCAGCUGAGGAAAGUUUUCCAGCAGUACUCGAAGUACAGUAAGGUGGAUGUUGCAAAAGCUAUUGAUCUGGAGAUGAAAGGUGACGUUGAGAAGUGCUUGAUUGCUGUUGUGAAAUGUGCUGGAAACAAACCUGCAUUCUUUGCUGAAAAACUAAAUCUAGCAAUGAAGGGCUCUGGUUACAAAGGUAAGAUCUUGACCAGAAUACUGGUGAGCCGCUCUGAGGUAGACCUGGACAAAAUCAAGCAAGAGUAUCAGAAGAAGUUCAGCAAGAGCCUCUACCAGGACAUCCUGGAUGACACAAAAGGAGACUAUGAGAAGAUCCUUCUAGCCUUGUGUGGCAAUUAAUUAAUUAUUGCCAGUAAUAUGUCGAACCCUCUUGCUAUCAGUAUAUAAAGUUUACACCCCAAAUACCUGUAACAGAUUGGAUAGCAUUUUGAUAAAAAAAAAGAAAAAAAAGAAAAUCUUCUCUGAAUGUAUACAUAGCGAAGUUUAUAUAACUUUAACUUUAGAAAGUUAAAGUUGAAAGUUAUAGCUUGCUUACUGAUUAUGCAAGUGUGCUGAUUUGUUUGGUUUCUGAGAUGUUCUGUGUCCCUAGGCAGAGUAUACAUGAAUAAUAAUUUUCACCAACAUGCAUGUGAAACUGAAAAUCUUAGUCCACCAGUUCUCAAACCUAAUCACGUCCAAUGGAUUAUUUUAAAAAGGCAGUUAAGUUCCACCAUUGAACAAAGUUAAGCCUAAACUAAAAUUGUUUCCAUUUUUGCAACAGUUCAUAGUUUGUAAUAUGCAUUUUUGUAUUAUUUUGUGCAGUCUUGCCUGAAUGAAUGACUAUAGGCAUUGGCUUAGUAUGUAAUGUUAUAAUACAGCAGAGCAAACUUUAAAAAAUCAACUAUUCUACAGCUAUUUCAGUUAUUCUUCAUUGUGCUCUUCUUUUGUAUAAUCUGAGACUUUAAAACCGUAUGUCAUUCUGUGACCACAGCUCUGCUGACAACAACUGAAAUAAACCUGAACAAAUGUA